Messenger RNA from Aspergillus ochraceoroseus IBT 24754, 717 nucleotides. RefSeq lists its product as uncharacterized. The coding region runs from base 1 to 717 and encodes 238 amino acids. The record is from RefSeq and is a predicted model, not a curated record. The transcript is spliced from 3 exons. Lineage: Eukaryota; Fungi; Ascomycota; Eurotiomycetes; Eurotiales; Aspergillaceae.
AUGGCCCAUUACGACUCGGUGUUUGCCGAUGAGAAGCAACAAUUAUAUGUCUUAGCUGGUCUCAAUUUAUCGAGCAUUUCCGCCUGCCGAGCAGUAUCAUUAUUUGACACAAGACAUACUAUUAAUCUUCAACCUGAUGGACGCCCCCUCGAAACCUCCGGACCCAAGAAUCCCAGUAAUCGUACGAAAUGCGAAAGCUCGUUUAAUAAGUCGGAGGACGAGGCGCCCUCUGGGGGUUCCAGCCAUACAACGGGUAAAGACACUGAGAUGAGCGAGCUAGAAGAAACCAAUCUGGAUGACAUUUUCAGCCACCACUCCGAUCUGGAAACUGCGAGCGACGUCGACUGCGAUUCAGACACAUCUAGCGUUACGGAUGACGGACAUGUUGAAUUCUAUGUUGUCCGCAAUCCAACUCCCGGUGAACGCCAUAUCCUCGCCGCUAUCAUAACACUGCUUCACACGAAAGGGGAGGACCGAAAGCCGAGAAUCAAGAGGUUUGUGAUCGAACAUGAGGAAAACCUGAUAUUCGACCUAUUAGGUCAGCUGAUGGCGUUGGCUAUCAACGAUGAUAUAUUCGUCGCGACAAUGAAGGACAUGGCGGAUAUCUACACUGUGCCCAUCCCUGCCCACCGGAGAGGUAUUCAGAUGAAAAUAAAGAAAGACAAACUAGACAUCCUAAUAUUUCGGGAGCCCGAGCAUACCGCAGAAGGCUAUUGA